AGGUAGGUAAGACAGGCCUCCGGAAUGUUGUAUAUCAUUAAUCAGAAUUCAGUAGGUUGCAUGCCAGAACUAGAGGUUAUUAGCAUUCUUGAUUCUACACUUUUUUGCUAGGUUAGAGUUCGCACCCUAAGGUCAAGAACUCAACUUUCAGUUAUCGCCCGAUAUUCGUUCUUCACGGUCGCUUUGUUUUGAUACGGACGAUGAAACUUUCGGUGCUGGUUUUAUGGCUCUUUUGUGGCCUUGAAUCAUGGGCUAAAUCUGAUCAGGAACGAAUCGUAGGUGGAGUGGAACUGCCUAUUGAUCUGUCACCCUGGUUGGCCUCCAUUAGUGUGCAUGGGAACUACAGUUGCAGCUCGGCAUUGAUCACAUCCCAGUGGUUGGUCACAGCAGGACAUUGCGUCUACUAUCCGGAUAGCUACUCCGUCCGCGCAGGAUCAGCAUCCACUGAGGAGGGUGGUCAGAGAAGAGAUGUGGCGGGGGUUAUCCUUCAUCCUGACUUUAAACUGCGCACCCUGGAGAACGACAUCGCAUUGCUGAAGAUUAGCAAACCCUUCAGUGUGGGAGAAAGCAUUCAGCUGGUGAAGCUACCGCUGCCAGGACUUAAUAUCCUUCCCCGAACACUUUUAGUCGCCGGCUGGGGUAAUCCAGGUGAAAAUGACAAUGAUGCGGAACCCAAGCUACGUGGCACAUUCGUGAAGGUUAUAGAUCAGCGGCGUUGUCGUCGACUUUAUUCUUAUUUGGAUCGCCCCAUUACCGAGGAUAUGGUGUGUGCCGCCGCCCCUGGACGGGAUCAUUGUUUCGGAGACUCGGGAGCUCCUUUGGUCCAUCGAGGCAGUAGCUAUGGGAUAGUAUCCUUCGCUCAUGGUUGUGCUGAUCCACAUUUUCCGGGAGUCUACACCAGAUUGGCCAACUAUGUGAACUGGAUAUUCCAUGUCCUGGAAACUGAUAACCAAAUUAACUUUAUAUUAUAACAAUAUUAUAAUAAUAAAUAAAAGAGUUUUAUUGUAUUAACUAAA
Drosophila biarmipes is the source of this 1016-nucleotide messenger RNA. Its product is annotated as trypsin. NCBI's taxonomy places the organism in Eukaryota, Metazoa, Arthropoda, Insecta, Diptera, Drosophilidae. Gene Ontology annotation, biological process: proteolysis. The transcript has a single exon. The record is from RefSeq and is a predicted model, not a curated record. Gene Ontology annotation, molecular function: serine-type endopeptidase activity. The coding region runs from base 201 to 971 and encodes 256 amino acids.